Phycodurus eques (leafy seadragon) is the source of this 3345-nucleotide messenger RNA. It is a transcript of the gene dhcr7, whose product is annotated as 7-dehydrocholesterol reductase. Gene Ontology annotation, molecular function: 7-dehydrocholesterol reductase activity. The record is from RefSeq and is a predicted model, not a curated record. Bases 133 to 1560 code for a protein of 475 amino acids. The transcript has 8 exons. Lineage: Eukaryota; Metazoa; Chordata; Actinopteri; Syngnathiformes; Syngnathidae. Gene Ontology annotation, cellular component: endoplasmic reticulum membrane. Gene Ontology annotation, biological process: brassinosteroid biosynthetic process; cholesterol biosynthetic process.
GAGAAGCAGGCAAUCUGUAGCCGAGAGGAGAGCGACGACUGCUGGGUGGAUCGUAACGGUUGUCCCGCGGAGAAGAGAAGAGAAGGGCGGUGCUGUUAAAACACAUAAAAAAGUGUCAGUCCUUCUGCAGAUAUGAACGGUUCCACGGAAGUCACCAGGAGGCGAGUGCAAAAUGAGGGCCGCGGCAGGUCGGACAAGAUGGCGGAGCCUGUGCAGUGGGGGAGAGCCUGGGAGGUGGACUGGUUCUCUCUGCUGAGCGUGGUGGCUCUGCUGUGCUUCUCGCCGUUCGUCGUCUUCUUCUUCGUGAUGGCAUGCGAGCAGUACCGGUGCUCGGUCACGCAGCCCCUCCUGGAGCUCUUCGGCGGCGAGACCACCCUGCCCUCCAUCUGGGCCCGGGUCCCCUCCGUCACCCGGUCAGCCGCCAAGAUCUACGCCGCGUGGGUCACCUUCCAGGUGGUGUUGUACAUGUGCGUGCCCGACAUCCUGCACAAAGUGCUCCCCGGUUACGUCGGGGGCGUUCAGGACGGCGCUCGAACCCCCGCAGGCCUCGUCAACAAGUACGAGAUCAACGGGCUGCAGUGCUGGCUCAUCACGCACGUGCUAUGGCUGGCCAACGCCCGCUACUUCCUGUGGUUCUCGCCCACCGUCAUCUUUGACAACUGGAUGCCGCUUAUGUGGUGCGCCAACACGCUGGGCUACACCGUGGCCACCUUCGUUUUCGUCAAGGCCUAUUUGUUCCCCACCAACGCGCAGGACUGUAAGUUUACGGGCAACAUAUUUUACAACUACAUGAUGGGCAUCGAAUUCAACCCGCGUGUGGGCAAGUGGUUCGACUUCAAGCUGUUCUUCAACGGGCGCCCGGGCAUCGUGGCCUGGACGCUCAUCAACCUUUCGUACAUGGCCAAGCAACGAGAGCUCUACGGCCACGUCAGCAACUCCAUGGUGCUGGUUAACGUCCUGCAGGCCAUCUACGUGUUGGAUUUCUUCUGGAACGAGACGUGGUACCUGAAGACCAUCGACAUCUGCCACGACCACUUUGGCUGGUACCUGGGCUGGGGGGACUGCGUGUGGCUGCCCUACCUCUACACGCUACAGGGUCUGUACCUGGUGUACCACCCGGUGCAUCUGUCCGCGGCUCACGCCGUGGCCGUGCUGCUGCUGGGCCUGGCGGGCUACUACAUCUUCCGCGCCACCAACCACCAGAAGGACCUGUUCCGCCGCACCGAGGGCGCCUGCGCCAUCUGGGGCCGGCCCCCUUCCUACAUCGAGUGCUCGUACCGCUCCGCCGACGGCGGCGCGCACCGCAGCAAGCUGCUGACGUCGGGCUUCUGGGGCGUGGCGCGCCACUUCAACUACACGGGCGACCUGAUGGGCUCGCUGGCGUACUGCGCCGCCUGCGGAUUCGGCCAUCUGCUGCCGUACUUCUACAUAGUCUACAUGAGCGUCCUGCUGGUGCACCGAUGCGUGCGAGACGAGCACCGAUGCGGAAGCAAGUACGGCGCCGACUGGAAGCGCUACACGGAUGCUGUGCCGCACCGACUCGUCCCCGGAAUCUUCUAAGCCAACUCCCGGGUUUUUUUUUAUUUUUAUUUUUUUUAACCAUAUCAUGGGCCCCCGAUGAGAAAAAUGUGCCCAAGCCCUGAACUAAAGACCGACACUGUGGACCAAAUGUCUUGUGGUCUCAUAACUUCUGAUGAUAAUCUACAACAUUCUGAGACCAAAAACGAUUUUUCGCCACACUGUCGAAGUUCCUCAAAUGACACGCUAGUCACGUCUUAUCCAGCUGACAUCUACAACUGCUUGUUAUGCCAAAAUACAUUUUACUUUUCUUUUUUUUAAUUCCAUAUCUUUUACAAUCUAUUUGAUGCAACACUGAAUUACUAGCACAUCUUGUUGCAUACCAUUUUAUAAAAUCUAAUUGCUAAUUACAAGAUAUACAACGUGUUUAUAUAUAAUAAUAAAAAAAAUACAGAAUAAAAAAACAAAAGCAAAAUCAUGUAAUAAUACGAUGAUGAGGGAAUGAUACAUUUUAAGGGUUACAAAGUGGGCUUUUUUUCCCAGCAUUAACAAAUUUAACAGAACAAAUAAAAAAAAUCAAUAAAAAAAUUCUUAACAACUAAUAUUAAUUAAAUAAGUGCUCACUUGGCAAUGUUCAAGCGUGACUGACUCGAGUGAUUUUCUUCCACGUUAAGACGUAAAAUAACGUGAAAAUUGGUAUGCUUGUCAGUUUCUUAGCGGGAAUUUAACUACCAACUUUUCAGAAAAAAAUAGAGGCAUCAUAAAAAUCACUUAUCAUGAAAUAUAGCAAUCACAUCACAAAGUUGUGUCAACACUGACUGCUUUUGUGAAGUCGCGCUUCUCUGUUCGCAUCCCUAUAAAAAAUGGACAUCAACGACGAUGUACUUUGAACCCUGGGAGUUGCUAAAACAUUUAGUUAUGAAAAAUCAUCCUCAAUUCGAAUGAAUUAAUAGUUGAAAGUGAGCUCUGCUUCAAGCUGAUAUAUAUCACACAUGGGCGGUAGAGGGCAGCAAAGGACAAGCAAAGUCUCUUAAAAUUUGAUUUUGUCACCUGCUAGUAUGAUUAUUUUUCAGCAUUAAAACAUUAGCAAAAUAGUCUUGUGCUAUGAAAUACUUGACGAUAAAUAAAGUCAUAAAUACAUUGAUACAAUGUCUUGAUAAGAAACAAUAAUUUUUAAUAAUGUCAAGUCCAAAAUGCGUCAUUUUACAUUGCAGGACUGUGAAACAUUUUUAAUAGUGUAUACUAAAUAUGAUAUAGUGUAUUAAUAUUAUUAUUUCUUUGUAAUAUUACAUUAUACAAAUAAUUAUUUUAUAAUUCAUUUCAAAAUAAAACUUUUUUUUGACCCCAUCUACAAAUGACCUGGCCUGUGUGUACAUUUUAAAAGUCAAAUGUGGCUAAUGAUCUUAAAAGUUUGCACACCCCUUCGGUAGUUGUUCAAGUUCCAAUGCUUUUGUCUUCCAGACUUCCUAACUCAUUCACUGCCAUUUGACGGCUGUUGAAUUCCAAUAUCCAUGUUAAAAUGGAGGCCUGGCAGUUAAUAGAACCAGAGGUUGCAAUCUUUUUUACACUUGAAUGACAGUUAAGAAUACUAAAAUUUUACUUCUACAAACCUGUAAAUAUGCAGGCAACAAUAAAAUAAGAAUAACCUACUAGUAAUAAUAAUUUUAAAAAAUUGCCUGUACUGUAUGGUUACUAAACUGAUUAUUUCUAUUUCCAUGAUUUCCUCUAGGUAUAAAAUGUCUCUGCGUCCAAACAAAUGCAUUCCAGAAUGGAUUGUAUUUGACCUUUUAACGUUGCGUCGUAAAUCUCUUGUGAUAAUAAACUGUC